AUUACGAUGCCCACCUUCGGGAAAAUUAUAUGCAAACUUCUGAAAAGGACCAAUUACUAUUGGAUGGUAAAUAUGCAAAUCAGGAUAUUCGGAUAAAUCAAUCCCACAGAGGCGGCAUCAUGGCGGACGUACUCGAUCUUCACGAGGGAGGAGAGGAGUUUGAAGUUGACGAAGAAGGAGACCAGGGAAUCCAGAAGCUGAAGGAAAAGGCACGGAAAAGAAAGGGCAGAGGAUUUGAUGGAGAUGCGCCACGAGGCAGAGAAUCAGAGGAACAUUACGAGUCUGUGGAGGCUGACAGUGACCAGCCAGGGCCUCAGAGAUCUGUGGAGGGCUGGAUCCUGUUUGUGACUGGUGUGCAUGAGGAGGCGCAGGAGGACGACAUCUACGACAAGUUUGCAGAGUUUGGGGAGAUCAAAAACCUGCAUUUGAACCUGGACAGACGAACAGGCUUCCUCAAGGGCUAUGCUCUGGUGGAGUAUGAGACGUUUAAGGAGGCCCAGGCCGCCAUGGACGCUCUGAACGGCACAGAAAUCCUGGAGAACACAAUACAUGUAGACUGGUGCUUCGUCAGGGGGCCACCAGGGGGCAGAUCACGCAGGAGUGGUGGACGUCGUAGGAGAAGCCAGAGUCCCCGCCGGCGCUGAAAGUGACGACAGCUGGCUGCUUCUCUUAGCGUUAUGGGUUUGGAAGAGUAAGACAUUGCCAUGUACAUUGUAUAUGAGGAGGGUCUAAGUAUCAGUAGACAGUACUUUACAACAGUGUAGCCUGUAUUGGCUCAUUGUAAGUGUCCAGAGGUACUGUUGUUGUAUGGUGGUCAAAUGUUAGUCGCCAGUGAUCGUGUAUAGUUUUCUUGAACCUAUGUGAAUCCUGAUAAGUUUGAAGUCUGUAUUUAGCGAAGACUUAUACUGUAUUUCCUUUCAUUUCUAUAGGUGUUAGCACUUUUUCUAUACUGUUCAGAGAAGCCUUUUCUUCUGAAGCAUUACUUUAGAGUACAAAGAGCGAACAAUUUUUUACCAGGCAACUUUGUUGUUUUACUUUUAGCCAUGUGCUUUCUUCUUUUCUUCUCUAGUUUAAAACAACCACUAUGUAAUCCAUUCCAAACACUUUUUAAGUGUCUUUUGAGAACAAAUAAAAAAGGAUCCCUCAAUGCACCACCACUGGUAAUUUUGACUGUUAAAGAUUGUCAUUGUUGUACGCAAUUCUAUUUAAACAGCUUUUGGGGUUUAAGUAUACUUGUAUAGAACAUGUUCAUUUUGUUCAGUUGUUUUUUCACUUCCACUAGGAGUUCUGGAAAGGUAGUUAUGCUAGCUAUAAUCAUUGAAAAAGUGGUAAUGCUAUGAUACAAAGGAAAGCAUGUAUUUUUCAAUUGACAUGAAACACCACACAAUGCAUUCAGUAACAUGUUGAACUCUGAGAUAUAGAUGUUAUUAUAGUUCUGAAACUCCUGUCUUUCCAACUUUGAUUUGACCCGUGUUGUAUCGUAUUUGCUGACAAGGAAAUGAUGUUAAAACAGGACAAAUUGGAUUAAACUGGGAUUAAACUGGACAUUUUCAUUGAA
Molecule: messenger RNA, 1558 nt
Organism: Branchiostoma floridae (Florida lancelet)
Lineage: Eukaryota; Metazoa; Chordata; Leptocardii; Amphioxiformes; Branchiostomatidae
Product: RNA-binding protein 8A-like
Exons: 6
Coding region: 30-644 (204 amino acids)
Biological process (GO): RNA splicing
Cellular component (GO): cytoplasm; exon-exon junction complex; nucleus
Molecular function (GO): mRNA binding
Source: RefSeq, a predicted model, not a curated record